Ctenopharyngodon idella (grass carp) is the source of this 2374-nucleotide messenger RNA. RefSeq names its product carboxypeptidase M (gene cpm). NCBI's taxonomy places the organism in Eukaryota, Metazoa, Chordata, Actinopteri, Cypriniformes, Xenocyprididae. The record is from RefSeq and is a predicted model, not a curated record. Gene Ontology annotation, molecular function: metallocarboxypeptidase activity; zinc ion binding. Gene Ontology annotation, biological process: proteolysis. Gene Ontology annotation, cellular component: cell surface.
GCUCCAAACAACACAGGAGUGAGGCUGGGGUCAGUUGAACUCACUGCGGUAUGGAGCAAGACACCUUCAUUUCAUCAAUGACACGAACAGGAGGAGUACGCAUGAACUUUGUUAACAUUAUUUGAGAUGUUAUAAUGACAGCAGAGUAACUAAACAAACAGGAGAAGGUCUUAAACGGUGCCGGAGAACAACCAACGCACAAGAGAGGUUCCUGCAAUUUUCUAUUGUGUUGGCUGAAAGGAUGUUGGUCUUCACGCUCUGCCUGUAUUUAUGGUCCUGGCUGUCAUCCAUUCAUGGUCUGGAGUUUCGCUAUCAUAACAGCGUGGAAACGGAGCAGUACCUGAAAAACAUCAGCAGGACGUAUCCUGAGAUCACACAUCUACACAGUAUCGGCCAGUCUGUUGAAGGAAGAGAACUUUGGGUCUUAAUACUGGGUCAACAUCCCAGAGAACACAGAACGGGCAUCCCGGAAUUCAAAUAUGUGGGCAACAUGCACGGAAACGAGGUUGUGGGGCGUGUGUUACUGCUUCAACUGAUCAAUUACCUGACCAGCCAUUACCUGAAGGAUCCGCUGGUGACACGUAUGUUGAACAGCAGCCGUGUGCACAUCCUGCCAUCCAUGAACCCGGAUGGCUUUGAGUCAUCUGCCCGGGACUGCACGUACACAGUGGGCCGGUAUAAUAAGAACGGUGUGGACUUGAAUCGAAAUUUCCCGGAUGCAUUUGAUAUUAGCAAUGAGGAGGAAAGGGAGAAAGAAGUCAGGGCAGUGAUGGACUGGCUGAAGACCGAGACUUUCGUCCUGUCGGCCAAUCUCCACGGAGGUGCGGUGGUGGCCAGCUACCCCUACGACAACAGCAACAGAGGAAGCGAGCUGCAAGGAGGCAAGAGCAUCUCCCCCGACGACGACGUGUUUAUCCACUUGGCGAGAACCUACUCCAACAGCCACACCGAAAUGCACAUGGGUGUCAGCUGUACCGACUUCACGGACUUUGUCGAUGGCAUCACUAACGGAUACCACUGGUAUCCUCUAUCAGGGGGAAUGCAAGACUACAACUAUGUGUGGGCACAGUGUUUAGAGCUCACACUGGAAAUCUCUUGCUGCAAGUUUCCAGAGACACAGCUUCCUGGCCUAUGGGAGGCCAACAGACCUGCACUACUGGCUUACAUGCAGCAAGUACACCUAGGGGUGAAAGGAGUAGUGAUGGAUUCACAUGGGAAGCCUGUGCAAAACGCUGUAGUUGAGGUGGCGGGAAGAAGAAACCUGUGUCCAUUCAGGACCGAUCGUAAUGGGGAGUACUACAGACUGCUGCUGCCCGGCAACUACACCAUCACGGUGACAUAUCCAGGACACAAGACCCUCACGCAGACCAUUAAAGUGCCAUAUGGUCCAGACUCAUUCUCUGCCCUGACACACAACUUCCUCCUUCAGCAGAGUGACAACAGCUUAACAGUAACACCACCACCCCAGUACUGCGCCACUCCACAUCUGGAAAACACAGCAACAGAUCUGAUGAGGAACAGCACCCCCCUGCUGCCCAGUGUAAUCAUUGCACUUACCUUAUUCAUCCUCCAAAGACUGCUGCUGUCCUGAGAUGGAGCAAAGGCUUUAAUGGACACAUCAAGGACAAAGUCAUCUGCUUUUCUUGCACAUUAAUAUUUUUUUUUCUUCUGUACUAAAUAAUGACGCCAUAUCUAGCAUUGUCAAACAAUUUGAAUAAAUAUUAUACGUGGAGCAUGUAAAGACUUGAUCCACAGCCUUGUUUGGUGACAGUGGUUGCAGUGCCACAGGGCGUGUUGGCAAUUCUUUUACCAAGAACUGCUCAACCACUUUAACUAAAAACGUAUGCGUUUUGGGGGCUUGAAAACAGAUUUCAAAGUGCAAGUUUUUGAAAACAAUACAGUUGAACGCAAAACCUUUAAAAAAAAAAAAUCAAAGGAAAAAAGGUUUCUGUUCUUAGCACAUUGUUGUCUUGUUAACGUACUGUUAGUUUCAAAUUCCUUCUGCAUUUCAUUUAAUGUUUUAUAAUGCUGUCAAAUUUAAGAUGCCUGCUUAUCUGCUUUCAAUAUUGGAAGACCAGUUUCUACAAUACUGGCAUAUGAAGAUUAUAUAAGUUGAAGGGUAUGUGUAUACAGUUUUUAACUCUUUGAGAAACUUACUAGUCAUGACUGUUUUAUGAUUUGAAGAUGCUGCAGGUAGUUUGUCAGGCAAAUGAUCUUAACCUUUUGUAUCUUAAUGUGUAUUUGCAGCUGUGUAACAUGAAGACUGAAAACAACCAAGCCAAAAAAAAAAAAAAAACUGGUGCUCUUUCUACCUCACUGAGUCUCACAUUACAAAGAUUGGCAGUGCCUUCAAAUAAACAUCAUAAACACAGGA